AUGCCUAGGUACUCUCCAUGGGAAGAAAAAGGACGAAGCCUUCGGAAAUGGAUUGAAUGCUACCAUGAACCGGGGUGCCCAUAUCCUAGAUCCACAUUUUCAAUAACGUGUAACCCCCAACCUCCUGAGUACUCCGUGGCCCAUGAAGCUGUGUGGCUGGAUUCAACGUGGGACACGUGGAUCUACCCUCUUGAUCUACCGGAUGAGCUUAACAAGAUAGAAAUCGCGAAUCGACAAGGUCCACCAGUGGGCUGGGAGGGACGCACUGGACGAGGGGUAGUGUUCGUCGAUUGGAUCCGCCGUUCAAGACGAAGCACCGCUCCAUAUAUGUCUGAAUUCACUAAGGGUGCCUAUGAGAUGGAUUUUCCCCUUAACACCCUCAGAUACGUAUUUGUGACUGAUAUUUCUGAGACUGACACGGUGCAAUGUAUUCGGGAUAAGGUGUAUAGAUCUGAAGGGCUCCCGUACCCUUCUAACGACCAGGUGGUUUGGACUCCCUCGCGCGAGUAUGAUACUCUGCUGGGUACUACAAUGGGUAAGAUUGUUGCGGCUUUUAUUCUGUGUGCGUGGGGACAAGGCAGAAAGCGCAUUGCAAGGAUCGUUACUUUUCACGACGGUGAAUACCUUCAACGCUUGAACAUGCGAUUUGACGUUGAAGAUAUUUGA
Molecule: messenger RNA, 666 nt
Organism: Penicillium egyptiacum
Lineage: Eukaryota; Fungi; Ascomycota; Eurotiomycetes; Eurotiales; Aspergillaceae
Source: the annotation of a GenBank genome assembly